AGACCUGGAAUCGAAUGUCAGAGUGACCCGAAGCGCGUAGAUCCGCCUUCAAUCUCUUCAUCAAGAGGCUGUGUAUUGGCGACAAUUCGCACUCGAAGCUGAUCGACGAAAAUACAAGAUUUACAUGGCUUCGAAACCAUUCCAAAACUCCCCGCCAGAUGCUCAGCUCCAAACUCCUGUGGACAAAGGUUCUGGCCCAGAACCGGAAACACCGACUCAGCAACGAAAAGCCGGGGGCCUUGCCUUGAGCCAAGGCAUGUCCAGCGCUCUGGAUGUGACGCAGACACCUCAGCAAGGCGAGGGACGGUGGUACGGACUGGCUGCUUGAGUAUUGGAGAAAAAGCUCUCGUUGGUGACCGAAAUGCCCAUUCACGAAUAAUGACCUAGAACGACAUGCCACGAAUUGCUUGUGUUUAGGACCCCUUUGAUGCCCAUUGUUAUGCAUUGAAUUAUAUGUCGAUGCGAA
Molecule: messenger RNA, 466 nt
Organism: Kockovaella imperatae
Lineage: Eukaryota; Fungi; Basidiomycota; Tremellomycetes; Tremellales; Cuniculitremaceae
Exons: 2
Coding region: 125-328 (67 amino acids)
Source: RefSeq, a predicted model, not a curated record